Molecule: messenger RNA, 3779 nt
Organism: Anas platyrhynchos (mallard)
Lineage: Eukaryota; Metazoa; Chordata; Aves; Anseriformes; Anatidae
Source: RefSeq, a predicted model, not a curated record
CCCCCCCGGCUCCGCCGCCCCGUAAGUACCGGGCGCUCCGGGCGGCCGAGCAGCCGCGAUGGGCGCCCGCGGCGGCUCGGGGCUCUACGUGGGGCGCCGGGCGGCCGCCCUGGUGGCCGCGGUGCUGCUGGCCCUGCUGGCCGCCCUGCUGGCCCUCGCCGCCCUCUACGGGCGCUGCCGCGGGGAGGAGGCGCCCCCGGCGCCCCCCUCGCCCCCCGACGGGGCGGCCGGAGGAGCCGGUGUCCCCGGGGGUCCGCCGGGGGUCCCGUCGUGGCGGCGGCUGCCCCGGCACCUGCUGCCGCUGCACUACGACCUGGAGCUGUGGCCGCGGGUGCGGCCGGGGCAGGCGGGACCCUUCUCUUUCGUCGGGCAGGUGAACAUCACGGUGCGCUGCCGGCAGGACACGCGGGCCGCGGUGCUGCACAGCGCCGGGCUGCGCAUCCGGGGAGCAGCCGUCCGGGGACCCCUGCCCGAGCCGGGAGACGCCGUCUGGGGGUCCCUGCCCAACACCGGAGUCGUUGUGGAGGUGCCAGAGCUGCAGGAGGCAGCGGGAGAGGUGGCGGUGCUGGAGCUCCGCGGGCGGCUGCAGGCCGGGCGGCGCUACGUGCUGCAGCUCGGCUUCCAGGGCCGCCUGGAGGAGGACCUGGACGGGCUCUUCCUCACCCGCUACACCGACCAGGGGCGCAGCAGCAUGCUGAUUGCUUCCCAACUGGAACCAACAUAUGCCAGGACGGUUUAUCCAUGUUUUGAUGAGCCUGCCAUGAAGGCCACCUUUAAUAUCAGAAUUAUCCACGACCCAAGCUAUGUGGCUCUUUCCAACAUGCCUGCUAUUGACACAUCUGAGAUGAAGGACGAAAAUGGAAGCCUGUGGACUGUUACUACCUUUAAAACUUCAUUGAAAAUGUCGACUUAUAUAACUGCUUUUGUGAUUUGUGAUUUUGAUUAUGUCACCAGAACUGAGCGGGGAAAUGAGAUACGUAUUUGGGCUCGGAAAGAAGCCAUUAAAAAUGGGUAUGUUGACUAUGCUUUAAAUAUCACAGGCCCAAUAUUUUCAUUUCUGGAAGACUUGCUUAACAUCAGCUACCCGCUGCCAAAGACAGAUCUGGUUGCACUGCCUGAUUUUGGAGCAGGUGCUAUGGAAAACUGGGGGCUAAUGACUUUCCAAGAAUCAUCACUGAUGUACCUCCCAAGUGAUAAAUUCACAAGCAGAAAGGCAAUGAUUGCCAUAAUUGUGUCACAUGAGCUAGGACACCAGUGGUUUGGAAAUUUGGUUACAAUGAAGUGGUGGAAUGAUCUGUGGCUUAAUGAGGGGCUGGCAUCUUACUUUGAGUACCUUGGAGCUACCUUUGUUGAACCCAGGCUUUCACUGGAUAAAAUCUUCUAUGAUCAUGUUGUACAACCUGUCUUAAGGGAAGACAAUGAAGUAGGAGUUCGAUCACUGUCACAGAAUGAAGACAAGAUCAAAGGAUCGUUUUCAUUAAUUUCUCUGUUUGACAGCAUCACGUACAACAAGGGGGCUUCUAUUACCUGGAUGCUUUCUGGUUUUCUGACUGAGAAGUUGUUUAUCAAAGCUCUUAAUUUAUAUCUGAAAGAAUUUUCCUUUUCAAACGCUAACCAAGAUGAUCUCUGGACCCACAUACAGAUGGUUGUAGAUGCACAGGAUGAAGUUCACUUGCCAGCAUCUGUAAAAAAAAUAAUGGAUUCCUGGACAUGCCAAAAUGGGUUUCCAGUUUUAACAUUAAACAUAACCACUGGCACAAUCAGUCAGGAACAAUUUCUUAAUAAAAAAAAUGAAAACACCAGUACUGAUUCUUACAACAACACAUGGAUUGUUCCUAUUUCUUGGAUGAGAAAUGGAUCAUCACAACCUCUAAUAUGGCUAGAUAAAAGCAGCAAAUUUUUUCCUGAAAUGCAAGUGUCAGAAUCAGAAUAUGACUGGAUCCUGCUAAAUGUAAAUUUAAGUGGAUACUACAGAGUGAACUACGACCAGUUAAACUUAAAAAGAUUAGUACACUUGCUUGAAAAUGAUCCAAAGGCUAUUCCUGCUGUCAGCAGGUUCCAGCUCCUGGAUGAUGUUUUUGCAUUGACACAGUUUGGAUAUAUUCAGAUUGAGACAGCACUUGAACUAACAAAGUACCUUGCCAGAGAAGAUGAACUCUUCAUAUGGAAUGUGGUAUUGCUAAAUCUAGUGCCCGAGAAUUUGGAAAGUACUUUGAAAAACUAUGAAGUAUAUCCACUUUUAAAGAAAUACCUUUUAAAGAGAAUGUUGCCAAUAUACCAUUAUUAUGCAGGUUUUAUUCGUCAAAAUGUUGAUGCUUUGGAACAUGACUAUUUUGCAAAAGUGUAUUUGGAAAAACUUUUUGCAACAGCAUGCUGGCUGGGCCUCCAAGACUGUUUGGACCUGUCAUAUGAACUGUAUACUAAGUGGAUGGACAACCCUCAGUACAAAAUUCCCUUUCUAAUUAGGAGAACGGUCAGUUGCUAUGGUGUUGCACUGGGAAGUGAUAAAGAAUGGAAUUUUGCAUGGGAAAUGUAUAACCAUACCGACUCCACAAAGGAAGACAAAGACAUCCUCCUCUCUGCCAUGAGCUGUGCCAAAGAGUCAUGGUUACUUCACAGAUACUUGCAAUACGGACUCAGUGAUACAUUAUUUUCUUCCAACUGUACAUCAAUCAUCAUUUCAUAUGUGGUGACUAAGGACAUUGGACACCGAAUAGCCUGGGAUUUUGUUACAGAAAAUUGGCCCCUUUUAAAUGAAAGGUAUGGGAAGGAAUUAUUGCAUGAUGUAUUAAAAGUCAUGGGAAGAUUUGUCAAUACAGAUGUACAGAUCCAAGAGUCCAUCUGCCUAGACUCUUUCCCAAGGUACUCUUUAUUUUUCCUGAAGAAUUCAAUUUUUGUGCUGUCUGCAUGUGAUCAGCACACCUGUGUCAGCCCUGAACUGCAGUUCAGGAAGCACAUUUUUUUCUGUAAUGACAGAUUCUCACGAAUAAUGUGCUUUUUCAGCCAUUGAUUGAUGCAUGCAUAUAUACAGAAAGUAACUGAGAAUUGAUGGCUAAUUAGAAGAACAAUUCAGUCAGUUCUUAAAAUAAAAGAAAUCUCUCCUAAACAUGCAUGAACUAAAAGAUUUUUGUCUUUUGUACCUCAGGGAAAAGUUAACUACCUGUGAUGACAAAAAUAAUAGUCCAGUGUCACCCUUUCAGUUAACUUUCAGGUUUGGAAUAGAGACCCAGUAAAUAUCAUCAAAGUUGCCUCAUUUUCACCUUUAAAAUCUGCCUGUAAAGAUAACCUUCUCCAUAAUGUCUAUAGGCAACUUAACAGAAGUCAGGCUGCUGGCAUGUUAGGUUGUCAUCUGUGAUGCAGAGAGAUGCAUUUCUCUCAUUGCACAUUGCCCCCUUCCUCUCUUCCUCCCUUCCCCCCCCAUCUCACUCCCCCAUCCGUGUAAAUUUCUUUGCUAUUCUUAAGUCCUGACUUGUCUUCUGCUCUUCAGAUCGAUGGGAGAGACUUCUUGCACUGUGAUUGUAGACAAAACAGCACAAGAGGAUUCUGCUCCCCAGCUAGUUGUAGACACCAGUGGUAGUGAAGCUGGCUGCAUCUGGAAAGACCUUUAAAGGGAUGGCAAAAAGGCACACUCCUGGUGUGCAAGGAGCACCUAGUGUAAUCAGUACCCUUGCCUCAUCCACUACUCUCUACAGUCGUUCCCUGUUCUAUGUCUAAAGGGUCUGUCAGAUACGUGGUUGUUUGUUUCAAGUGCAAUUACAUGGACUAACCUCACAUGUUUA